Cuscuta epithymum is the source of this 6006-nucleotide messenger RNA. The record is from the annotation of a GenBank genome assembly. NCBI's taxonomy places the organism in Eukaryota, Viridiplantae, Streptophyta, Magnoliopsida, Solanales, Convolvulaceae.
UAACAAUUAAUAUCUCAUUUGUAGGAACCGAACCGAAGCGGGUUAUAACGGUUCGGUUCGUCGUUCCUAUAAAAAAAUAUGUGCAUAGAACCGUUAAGGAACCGUUAUUAAAAAAACAAAAAAAAAUAAUAUUAGUAGUAGUAGUAACAAUAAUAAUAAUGCUAAUAAUAAUAAUAUAAUAACAAUAAUAACCACCACCACAACAAUAAUAUCAAAACAAUAUAAGAUAUUUAACUAACAAUUCUAAUUUAAUCAACGAAAACAAAGUAAUAAAUCCUUAUACUUAAUCCUUAUACUUAAUUAAUAAGUUAAUAGCGAUACAAAUCAAUCUUCACCCUUUAUUUAUAUAUAGAAAUGAUCCGAACCGUUCACCUUUUUUUUUUGGAAGAAUCCGAACCGUUCACCUUAAAAAAUCAUCUUUCUUUUUCCUUUUCUCAAUUUCUUUCCAUCCUCACCGAUCGUUCACAUCCGUCCGCCUUCUCAUCUGUAGGUUGUAGCAUCACCCGCGAACUGCAAACACCACAAGCAGCCACCUCCGUACCUCUUCACAUCCAGUUCAACAGGCAGGAAUGAUCGAGUCGCCGGAAUCACCAGGGGCAGCGGCUCUUCCCUCUUUCAACCGUCCUUCUAAAAUACGUAGAACCGCUCAAUCUGUCACCGUUUAUGUUGUUCCGCAUACACCCUCUAAUUCUCCUUCAGAUAGCUACAAUCUCAUUAUCUUCUACUACGUAUCAUCUUCCAUCUCUAAUUAAAUGCCGCACGUUUCAGGCUCAUGAGGUAAACUGAUUCCGCUUUUUUUUUUUUCUUUCUUAGAGCAACUCCACCAAGCACCAAAUCUUAGACCAAAAUUGUGGAUUUGCCAAAAAAUGCUCCAAUAGUCACACCAUCUCUUACAUCAUUUCACCAUUUUGGGGGAGAGGUUUUGGCUUCACGCCAUAUAUGGCGUACGCCAUACGCAACACCAUCUUCUUUUUUUAAUUUUUUUUAUUUCAAAUGUGACCCAAAGUUUUGAUUGUUAUAGUUUUGACCCAUUUCUAAAAGGGAAAAGGUGCAAAUAGGUCCAUGUACUAACAAAAAAGGGUCAAAUAAGCCCUUAUCUAGGAGACUCUGUCUGGACGUCGUCAUUUGAAGUGGUUCCUGGUGGAAUUUUUUGAUGAAAUUUUUUGAACAUCUUAUUCAUUAGUCUAGUUUACUCAUAUCAAAUUUCAGCUAAAACUUCAAUCGGAAAGGCAUUCAAAUGAAUUGUUGAAAAUAAAUGCGCAGUUAGAAGCACAAUUAUCUUCAAGAAUUCAUUUGAAUGCCUUCCCGAUUGAAGUUUUAGCUGAAAUUUGGUAUGAGUAAACUAGACUUGAUGAAUAAGAUGCUCAAAAAAAUUCAUCAAAAAAUUCAACCGGGAACCACCCCAAAUGACGACGGCCAGACAGAGCCUCCUAAAUAAGGACUUAUUUGACCUUUUUUGGUUAGUACAUGAGCCUAUUUGCACCUUUUCCCUUUCUAAAACAACAAAUUAGGAUAUUUUUACUUGGACUGAAAUUUGUUGGUCUGCUCUGGUCUGGUCUGAUUUGGUCUGGUCUGGUCUGAACUGAUGUGGUCUAGUCUGAUUUUUUUGUAUUUUUAUAACUACUCAAGUCUAGUCUAAUCCGGUCUGAUCUGAUUUGAAACAAAUUACCGUCCAAGUAAAAACAUCCUUAUAGAACAACAAAUUUGUGAAAUGUUGAUUAUUGUAAUAUUUAAUUUUAUGUGGUUUAGCUUGUAUUUGUGAAAUAUUGAUUAUUGUAUUUUUAGUGAAAUGCGUGAAAAUACAUAUUAAAAUGGUGUAUUUUAGUUUGUAUGUGUGAAAUAAUGUAUGAAAUGUCAAAAUAUUAAAUGAGGGGCUAAUGUUAAAUACGAAGUAUAUGAUAAUUAGAUACUUAAAUAUAAGAAUGGUAAAAAGUUAGUAAAAAGAAUAAAAAGAGAAUAUCCCUUUUUGGUGAUGAAAAUGGUGUAAAUUGUUGGAGAUAAAAUACUUUAUGAUGUGAUGUUUACACCAUUUUAGUGUAAAAAUGGUGUAAACUGUUGGAGAUGACCUUAAAUUAUCAACUUUUAAUACCUUUGCUCAAUACUUCCGAUUGAAUUUCCAUCUCAAUCCAGGUUUCGAGAAAUACAUUUUCUGUUUCAUCUGAUCCAAUUCCGCCUCAAUCUAGGGUUCGUUCACUACAUUUUUUGUUUCAUUUGGUUAUAAACAUCUUAUCUGAUUUGGUUUGCAUCCAUUACUUCAGAGAUUAGCCUCAAUAUGAUUCUUCUAUGAAUAGUAGAUUCUUCGAUGAAUAGUGGAUUCUUUUGUCUUCAAUUAUUAAUUUGAUUUGUAAAAUGAAACUCUUUAAGCAGCACUCAAGAAUUUCUUUUGCUUCUCCAAUUAUAAUUCGAAUCAGUACGCAUCUAUUACCCUCGUACAAGUUUCUGAGUUGUUAUUAGUCUUUUUGUAUUGUUGUAUAUACUUUAAACUAUGUUCUAUACGCAAAGUUAGCUUAAAGCUUGAUCUGACUUUGCUAACUUUUUCAUGGAACACAUAAUGGAAGAUUGUUUUUUAUCUUCUUUUCUUGGUUUAUGGAAUACGGAUACUUGUGUAACAACUAUUACGUACUACCUCCAUCCCCUAAGUUUGGAACAAAGGAGUGUGGUGUGGUUUUUAAGAAAAAGUAGAAUUGUGUUGUUGGUAUUGAAUUGAUAAAGUGUUAAUUAAGUAAGAAUGAAUUCUAACCCCUCAAAUAUUACCAAAUAUGAUAUGAGACAAACUUAGUGGGACGGAUGAAAAAGGUAAAACGGGAAAAACUUAGGGAGCGGAGGGAGUAUUUGUUAAUGGAAUUUGUUUUUGUUUUUCAUUAAAAAAAUGUCAAUGUAUUUGUGACAAAUGUCUUCAAAUGUCUUUUCUAAAAGCAUAGAACUAAAAAAAAUGCCUUAACUCUUUGACCCUACUUGAAAAGUUGAAAUGUAUAGUACCGUGUAAAUCUUCAUUAUUUUAAUUUGCGUAGCUUGGCAACUAUACAUUUAGCUUGGCAAAUCUUCUUGAUUAUGAUAUUACAUUCUAAUAACUAAUAGUCAUAUUUGUGUAAAUAAGUUUUAUUUUAAUACAUAGUAAUAUUUUGGUAAAAAUCCCUUACUUUUUCUUAGUAUAUACGUAUUUUGUUUACUUUUGUUAUUUUCAAUGUAUCAUUAUUAUUUUACUUUUGUUACUUUCAAUAUAUUAUUAUUAUUUUCAAAAAGAUGAGUCAUUGUUUUAUUUUUGUUAUUUUCAAUAUAUUUAUAUUGUUAAUUAGUAAUGGUGUUAUAUUAUUUUAUUUAAUACGGCCAGAGUAUUAUUUUUAUGUUGUUGCUUUCAAAUUAAUUUUUAGUUGCUCUCCACAUCCUAUUUAUUUGAAAAAAUUACAAAUAUAUUACUACUUUAAACCUUAUUAACAAAUAUAUGACCACCGGUUACUAAAGAGAGUGCACUAACUGCUUUAAUUACUAAAAAAUUGUUGUACCUAUUGUAGUUAGUGAAGAGGGAGUCUAAACUUACAUACAAUUGGUAAUAUAUAGGUAACAAACUCUAUUUAUUUCCAUUUAUAUUCAAGGUUUCUACGAAUAUGAGAAUAAAAUAAAAUGACGUACAAAACAUGUUGUAAUUAUAUUAGACUGGUUGAUUAUAUUGUCAUCCUGAAAUUUUACAUUCAUGUUUAACGUUGUCAAACUUGAAUAUGAAAGUCUUAAUGUUAUUACUGACACUAUUUCUCAAACAUGAUAAUAAUUACUCAUAUUUAAGAACUAGCGAUCCUUCGCGCAAGGCGCGAUAGCUUUUGCCCAAUUUUAAAAUGAUGUUCUUUUUUAUAAAUAGCUAUUUUAUGCGAGAUUGUUAUGAUAUUCUUUAAAAUAGUGUAUGAAAUACCCUAUAUUUUUCACAAAUUGUCAGAUCAAAUAUAUUAAUUUUCAUUUCAAUUAUUAUGUGGAAGUAUUGCUAUUCCAUCAAAGUCAGUUGUAGUGUAUCAUUUAGUGUGAUUUGGUCUCUGUCGUGUCAACCCUCUAGAUUAUCCGUUAAAUCAUGUUGGGUUUUGAUUCAAAUGUUGCUUACUUUUUCAAGAUCUGGAAAUCCAACUCCAUUCGAAUUGAGCCCAAGAAAGAGUGAAUCUCCAAGACCAGGACCUCCUAAUGCUCCACAAACAUUUAGACUAGUAUCCCUAGCCCUAGGUGCUUUUUGGUUAGCAUUUGGAACUCCAUGUUUAGUUAAGUUGCACAAUUUGGAGUAAUAAGAUUUGGUCUAUAUGAUGAUUGAUGUUAUCAAUUUAUGAUUGAGGUCAUGGUGCUAGUAAUUUAGAGUAAUCAGGUGGUUUUCAUCUUCUCUUUCAAUGGCCACUGUAGGUGAAUGAUAUUCAUACAUUAUGGAAAGAGCUAAAAAAAAGAUCACCACUGGACCUUGAAGCAUCUCUUCAUAACCCCUUAUAUAAAUCAGCAUAUAAAUAAUUCAAAACACUUUCAACAAAUGAGUCAACAUAUACGAAGUAUAAUAGCCUUUCACCAUAUAAACCAGCAUGCUCAUAUAUUGCAGCAUAUAAAUCAGCAUAUCUCAGCAUAGAAAUCAGUACAAAAAACACUAUAAUGAAGAGUCCCCAAUCCAAAGUGAAGCUAAUAAUGAACAUACUGCCUUCAGGCCAUUAUGAAGAAAUAAUGAAGUGAAUUGGGGUUCAGUACUACUACACUAAUACUGAUAACAUUAAUAUAGUAAUACAAAGACCACCAAAAAUCCUAUAAUGCUUAAAUCCUUUCAGGCCAUCCUACCCCAAGAUCAAUACUUACAUAUCUUACUAACUCUGUAUCAUCUAUUACCUUAAUAUGUACGAGUAUAAAUUAAGUGGCGUGAGUUUUGUGUAAAAAGAAGGAAUGGCAUGCUAGAUUGGAUUUAAUUAUGAGGCAUCGGUGAAGUAAACUCAUUUUGACUUGAGCUAGUGAGGUAAACAAGUCAAAGUUACUGUCAUUAACAAAUUUCAGUGAUUCCAUUAAAUGUAAUGGAACCAAAUGUGAAGAUAGUGACCGAAAGACACUCACGGCGGACCUGGAAAGAUGUCGUUCUCCCAUUCGCCGGGGGAAAGGGAGCAGUAAUACUUUGAGAACUUGUCACACUCAAGUGCACUGUCACCCUUUGUAGCAAUGCACCUAUGAUAUUAAUCGGGUAAAGCAAUGUCUGCUUUGGUUUGUAGUUGAAUUGGGAACCGAAAUCUGCAGGGGCCAUCUCAAGCUUAAAUCUUAAUCUCUGGGGCCACUUCAUCAGGUUUAAGACCUAAUUUAACAUAUCAAGUUUGAACCAUUGCUAAUAACCUAUGAAGAAAGAUUAAUUGUUGAUCGGAUGAUGAUAAGAAGACCCGACCGAUUGACCUACGAACAUUUCAUGUUUAUUUCAUAACAUUUCCCAGGUAGAAAUUGCAAGAUCCAGAAACCCGAAUGAAAGGCCACUAGUCUCUCCGCGCCGAGCCGCUGCCCAAGUACCACCGCCCAUCAUGGUUGCCGCUUCGCCUUCCGUAACUCCAGGAAAGGGCCACAUCUCUCUCCCGAUCCCAUACCCACUUCCUCCAUCCCGACCCAAAUUCAUACCCAUCGCUGCUUACAGCAUCGCCAGAGACCACUACUCUCUUCAGCAGUAGCAGGUGGGAUGACUGGGCUGCUCUAAUCAAGAAAGUCUUAACAACAUCAGCUGUGGCUCGAUUCCCACUUUCAAAUUUUCAAUUUCUCUUCUUGCUCCCCUAACAAAUAUUGCUCAAAAAACGAAGGGUGGUCUUCAGUACCUAUGACGUCCAUCAAUUCACUCAACAACGGAUGGGUGACGGUGAGAGAUAUGUGGGAUGCGAAUGAAUGAAUCAAAGCAAGGUCGGUAAGACAUACAAGUACCUCCGGAUGAUCGAUAAAUGGGCUCGAAGCUUGAGUUAAGGGAGGAUAAAAUUUGGAGUUAACGGAGGAUAAAAAUUUAACGGCAUUUAAAGGAUAAAAAAGUCAAAUGGG